AUGAACCAGCAGCGAUCCCGCCGAUUCCGCGCAGCCCAAGACGCCAAGGAGAAAGAGGAGGACAAGCAACAGCUACUCAAGAUGCUCAAGAAGGAAAAGGGCAGCACCGCGCAGGCGGAGCCCGUGGAGACGGUGGUGAAGAAGGCGUUCGACUCCAACUCGAUCACGCCGGGUACACCGUUCAUGGACAUCCUCGCGGCGAGUCUGCGUUACUGGUGCGCGUACAAGCUCAACACGGACCCGGCGUGGGCCAAGAUGAAGGUGAUCAUCUCGGACGCUACGGUCCCCGGCGAGGGCGAGCACAAGAUCAUGGAGUUUGUGCGCUCGCAGCGCAACUCGCCCGAGCAUGACCCCAACACGCGCCACGUCAUCUACGGCCUCGACGCCGACUUGAUCAUGCUGGGGCUGGCCACCCACGAGCCGCACUUCCGCGUGCUCCGUGAGGAUGUGUUCGCACAGCAGGGGAAGGCCCGGAUGUGCAAGCUGUGCGGGCAGACAGGCCACGACGAGCGCAACUGCCGAGGUGAGGCCAAGGAGAAGAAUGGCGAGUUUGACGAGAAGGCCAAGGCGGCGCCCCUGAAGCCGUUCAUCUGGCUCCAUGUGUCCAUCCUGCGUGAGUAUCUUGCCAUUGAGCUCCAGAUCCCCAAUCUGCCGUUCCGCUGGGACCUCGAGCGCGCCAUCGACGACUGGGUGUUUAUGUGUUUCUUUGUCGGAAAUGACUUUUUGCCCCACCUGCCCGCGCUCGAGAUCCGAGAGAACGGCAUCGAGACGCUGAUGGCCAUCUGGAAGGAUAACCUGCCCGUGAUGGGCGGGUAUGUAACCAAGGACGGGCACGUUGAUCUCGAACGCGCCCAGUACAUCCUGGGCGGCCUAGCCAAGCAGGAGGACUCCAUUUUCCGCAGGCGAAAGGAGACCGAAGACCGGCGCGAGGCCGGCUUCAAGCGGCGCAAGCUGCAGCAGCAAGGUAACCAGAACGGCCGGGGCGGAAGAGGAGGAGCCCAUGACUCGCCGCUCGGUGGCCGGGGCGGUGGUCGAAGGGGCGCACCCGAGGCCAACGGGCCGCCCCCGGGGAUGAACCUGAUUCCGGUCUCGAGCUUGCCCAAGCCGGUCAUCACGCACGAUAUGGUGAUGAAGGGCCGUGGUGCAGGCGGCGUGGACCAGGCCAAUGCAGCUAACAAAAGUGCGGCCAGUGUGCUCAAGAGCCAGAUCCAGGGGUUGAUGGCGAAGUCACAGGAAGACAAGGUCGACGCUGCAGGUCCCACUGCGGCUGCGGCUGCUGAAGGUGGUGACCAGGUGAUGGAGGACGGGGACAAUGACAAGACCGACAAGACGGCCAAGACGCCGCCUUCGGCACUGGGGAAGCGCAAGGCGGAACUCAUUGAAGAUGACGCCAACAGCACUUCGGAGUCCAGUACACCUGGUGCUGCAGAUGACGAGGAGCCGACGGACACGGUCCGGCUCUGGGAGGAGGGCUACGCGGACCGGUACUACGAGCAAAAGUUCAAGGUGGACGCCAAGGACAUUGCGUUCCGGCACAAAGUGGCGCGGGCCUACGUUGAAGGCCUAGCGUGGGUGCUGAUGUACUAUUUCCAGGGUUGCCCCUCGUGGGAGUGGUUCUACCCGUACCACUACGCGCCGUUUGCGGCCGACUUCGUGGACCUGGGCAAGAUGAAGAUCAACUUUGAAAAGGGUCGCAUCUCGCGCCCCUUUGAGCAGCUCAUGAGCGUGUUGCCCGCGGCGUCACGUCAUGCCAUUCCGGAGGUGUUCCACCCGCUGAUGACACAAGAGGACAGCCCGAUUCUCGACUUCUACCCAGAGGACUUUGACAUCGACCUCAACGGCAAGAAGAUGUCGUGGCAGGGCAUUGCCCUGUUGCCAUUCAUUGAAAUGCCGCGUCUGCUGGCGGCCAUGGAUACCCGGGCGCAUCUACUGAGCCCCGAGGACCAGGCGCGCAACGCGCCAGGCCACGAUGUGCUGCUCAUCUCGGACGCGCAUCCGGGUCUGUACGAGGAUGUGACGUCGCAUUUCUACUCCAAGAAGCAAGGGGCGUCUGAGUUUACGCUGGAUCCCAAGCGCAGCGACGGGCUGGCUGGCAAUGUUGAGAAGGUGGAGGGCUAUGUCCCCCAUGGCUCGCUGGUGUAUCCGCUUGACCGGAAUACCAUGCCGGAUGUCGACUAUGAUCGGUCUUUAAGCGUGAACUACACAAUGCCCACAAGCUCGCACAUCCACAAAUCCAUGCUCCUCCGCGGCCUCAAAAUGCCCACCCCCGCCCUCGACCGAAGCGACGUCGAAUUCGUCAAAAGCAAAGGCCGCAGCGCCGGCCGCAGUUAUGGCGGUGUACCGCUCCGGAACAAUUACGGCGGCGGUGGACGAGGAGGCGGCGACAGGAUCAAUUAUGCUGGUGGUCCGCCCCGUGGUGGUGGUCGUGGUGGUGGCGGUGGUGGACGGGGAGGGUAUCAUGGGCAGCAGCAGUAUGAUCGUGGAUAUGGGAAUGGGUAUGGUGGUGGUGGUGGUGGUGGAUAUAAUAACAACAAUGGCUAUGGUGGUGGAGGUGGUCAUCAACAGUAUGGUGCUCCCCCGCCGGGCUGGCAACCGCCCCCUCCGCCUGGGUUCCCUGGGUUUGGGGUUGGUGUGCCGCCGCCUCCGCCGCCGGGUGUUGGUGGGUAUGGUGGUGGGAAUCAGGGGUAUGGGGGGUAUCAGGGCGGUGGUGGUCAUAGGGGAGGUGGGUAUCAAGGUGGAGGAGGGCAUCACGGAGGAGGUGGUGGCGGUGGAUAUCGGGGUGGCAGUGGUGGUGGUGGGUAUCAGGGAGGUCAGGACAGAAGGCGUGACGAUCGGUAUACCCCUGGAGGGGAUCGGGGAUAUCAGGGUUCGGGGGGUUACAGGCGGUAA
Dichotomopilus funicola is the source of this 2889-nucleotide messenger RNA. Its product is annotated as exoribonuclease 2. Gene Ontology annotation, biological process: nucleobase-containing compound metabolic process. The transcript has 2 exons. Gene Ontology annotation, cellular component: nucleus. Bases 1 to 2889 code for a protein of 962 amino acids. The record is from RefSeq and is a predicted model, not a curated record. Lineage: Eukaryota; Fungi; Ascomycota; Sordariomycetes; Sordariales; Chaetomiaceae. Gene Ontology annotation, molecular function: zinc ion binding; nucleic acid binding; 5'-3' RNA exonuclease activity.